Solanum verrucosum is the source of this 1319-nucleotide messenger RNA. RefSeq lists its product as uncharacterized. The record is from RefSeq and is a predicted model, not a curated record. The transcript is spliced from 7 exons. Gene Ontology annotation, molecular function: antiporter activity; UDP-xylose transmembrane transporter activity. The coding region runs from base 1 to 1161 and encodes 386 amino acids. Lineage: Eukaryota; Viridiplantae; Streptophyta; Magnoliopsida; Solanales; Solanaceae. Gene Ontology annotation, cellular component: Golgi apparatus.
AUGGGCCUUCUGGAUUAUUUGUUUGGAAAUGGAGGUAGAAGGUUUAUCAAGAGAAAAGAUAGCGAUGCUGGUGAAACAGGUCGGGCACUGGAAGAGCUCAGAGGUUCUUUCUACAAUGAGCUUCGAACAUCAGAAGGAGCCAAGCGUCAACAACAGCGAUUCUGUGGUCCAGUUAUGGCAAUGACCUUCAAUUUCAUGGUUGCUGUUGGAAUAAUAUUAGGAAACAAACUUAUUAUGGGAAGAGUUGGAUUUAAAUUUCCCAUUUUCCUAACGCUCAUCCAUUACUGCUGUUCUUGGAUAUUACUCGCCAUCUUCAAGGCUUUGUCAUUGCUUCCAGCUGCUCCUCCUGCUAGAACAACACCAUUUUCUUCACUCUUUUCGUUGGGCGUUGUGAUGGCUUUUGCCUCUGGCCUUGCCAAUGCUAGUCUGAAUCAUAACAGUGUGGGUUUCUAUCAGAUGGCUAAAAUUGCGGUUACUCCAACCAUUGUCAUUGCAGAGUUCUUUCUUUUCAAGAAAACAGUAUCCUUUCACAAAGUUCUGGCUUUGGCUGUUGUGUCAGUAGGCGUUGCAGUUGCAACUGUCACAGACUUGGAAUUUAAUUUCUUUGGGGCUUGUAUUGCACUAGCAUGGAUAGUUCCAAGCGGUGUAAACAAAAUUCUUUGGUCAAAUCUCCAACAACAAACCAAUUGGACUGCUCUUGCGUUGAUGUGGAGGACAACCCCAGUGACAAUUUUCUUCUUGGUACCACUGUCGCCUUUGCUAGACCCUCCAGGAGUGCUAUCUUUCAAGUGGGACAUCCACAAUACGAGUGCUAUUCUCAUCUCAGCCUUACUUGGUUUCCUCUUGCAAUGGUCUGGAGCUUUAGCACUUGGAGCUACAUCAGCAACGUCACACGUUGUUUUAGGACAAUUCAAGACUUGUGUGAUCCUACUAGGAGGAUAUUUCCUGUUUAGUUCAGAUCCAGGGUGGACGAGUAUAUGUGGUGCCGUUACAGCUCUAGGUGGAAUGACAGUAUACACAUCCCUCAGCUUAAAGGAAUCAAGAGAAAAGGCGAGUGACCAACUCCCAAAGCAUAGUUUACCUCCUCAAAAACUCAAGAGUACUGAAGAUGAUGACAACUCCAGAUACACACCUCCGGACCAAACUCAUGCUGUCGUCUAAGUAGCAUUUCUUACUUUUUUUUUUGUUGGUACAUAAGUUAGAUCUAAUUUUUUACCGUGAAAACGGGGUUGUGGGAGAGCAAUACAAGUGUCGUGCUGCUAAGCAAAGCAGCCUGUUGAUCCACUUUAAUUGAUUAUUAUAACGUGUAAAUUUCUGCA